Molecule: messenger RNA, 1666 nt
Organism: Ailuropoda melanoleuca (giant panda)
Lineage: Eukaryota; Metazoa; Chordata; Mammalia; Carnivora; Ursidae
Gene: NOAZFP
Product: nucleolar atypical zinc finger
Exons: 10
Coding region: 200-1162 (320 amino acids)
Cellular component (GO): nucleus
Molecular function (GO): zinc ion binding
Source: RefSeq, a predicted model, not a curated record
GGUUGUCAGUUCUCCGAACCUCGUGGCACCUCCGCGGUCGCCUCUGGAUGCCCCAUCACCCCGCUGGAUCCUCCGAUUGCAGGCUUUUCCUCCAAAGCCGCGCUGACCCUGCCUUUUCCUCAUUUGGUGACACGGGCCACGUCUUGAGUCGAAGUGUUACUGGAGAAGAGCUUAAGCCCAUAUAAGAAACAGGGGUAAAAUGCCAAAAAAAAAGACUGGCGCGAGGAAGAAGGCAGAGAACCGCCGGGAACGUGAGAAACAGCUCAGAGCAUCAAGAGGCACCAUAGAUUUAGCUAAACACCCAUGCAAUGCAUCAAUGGAAUGCGACAAGUGUCAGAGGAGGCAGAAGAACCGAGCCUUUUGCUAUUUUUGCAAUUCUGUGCAGAAGUUACCAAUUUGUGCGCAAUGUGGGAAAACAAAGUGCAUGAUGAAGUCUUCAGACUGUGUCAUAAAGCAUGCUGGUGUGUACAGUACUGGCCUCGCAAUGGUGGGUGCAAUAUGUGACUUCUGUGAAGCUUGGGUUUGCCACGGCAGGAAAUGUCUCAGUACACACGCCUGCGCCUGCCCUCUUACUGACGCUGAGUGUGUGGAGUGUGAGCGAGGCGUCUGGGACCACGGAGGCAGAAUAUUCAGUUGUUCUUUUUGUCAUAACUUUCUCUGUGAAGAUGAUCAAUUUGAACAUCAAGCCAGCUGUCAGGUCUUAGAGGCGGAAACAUUCAAAUGUGUUUCAUGCAAUCGACUUGGUCAGCAUUCCUGUCUCCGUUGUAAGGCUUGUUUCUGUGAUGAUCAUACAAGGAGCAAAGUGUUUAAGCAAGAAAAAGGAAAACAGCCUCCCUGCCCCAAAUGUGGACACGAAACUCAGGAAACUAAGGAUCUCAGCAUGUCAACACGCUCCCUGAAAUUUGGCAGGCAGACUGGAGGCGAAGAGGGAGAUGGAGCUUCUGGGUAUGAUGCCUAUUGGAAGAACCUUUCUUCCGAUAAGUAUGGUGAUAGCAGCUACCAUGACGAAGAGGAAGAGGAAGAUGAAGGAGAGGAUGAUGACGAGGAGGAAGAUGAAGCUGGAAAGGAUUCAGAUGCUGAGUCAGCAGAUUUAUUUACUAAUUUGAAUUUAGGAAGGACCUAUGCCAGUGGUUAUGCUCACUAUGAGGAACAAGACAACUAGGAGAGCAGCUUGCCCAUGGGUGACCGUGUCUGAGAGGAGCCAGAAUAUGUGUGUUCGCUGAAUUGGGUGUGGGUGUUCAGAAGUACUGUCACUUAGCCUUGUGCAGAAGAUUAGUCACACUCACGGGGGCAAGGAGUAGGGCAUAGCAUUUUUAUAGGAACUGAUAAUCAGGCUUAUAGUGUAAGAAAAAAUGAAUUCCGGAUGUGAGAUGUUUAUUGAUCCAAGCAAUUGAAGCAUCAUGGAUUGGAGUUUUACUGAUUUCAGUAAUCAGUAGGUUAUGCCAAUUAGAUACAUAUACAGGAUAAAAGAAUAGGGUGGUAAUAUAUUUGAUUGAAAUUAAAUUGCUGUUUUUAUUAAAAAAACACUGCUUAUAUUCAUUCUGUCUGAUUUUGUAAGAUGGUAAUGGGUAAAACAAAUUAUUGCAUUUUUUCUUUGUAGGUCGACAGGAUGAAAGUCAGAUGUUAAAUGCUGAAUUUUAAUUAAAUAUUCAUAUUAUCUUAAGUA